Molecule: messenger RNA, 13328 nt
Organism: Salmo salar (Atlantic salmon)
Lineage: Eukaryota; Metazoa; Chordata; Actinopteri; Salmoniformes; Salmonidae
Source: RefSeq, a predicted model, not a curated record
CCCAUAAUCCCCAUCACGAAUUACAUUUGACGUCACCGAAAACAUCAUGGCGUGGUAGUGUGUUCAAGGGCGCUAAACUUAGAAUAAAACAUCAAACAUAUGGAAUAUAUCUCUAAAAAAGGAAUUUAAUCACGAGUCUCUCUCUGCAGUAGGACAGAAUGCUCCGCAGAUCCAGGAUCAGUGUUCGGCCCAACGUCAGGCCGGCAGGCAGAGGCCCAGCAGCCCCAGCCUCCUCCCAAAACACUCCUCCAUCGUCCCAGACCACCGAGGCUCCUUCCCAGGCAGGGGGCCAGGAGGUGGACACCACCACUACUGCAGAACCAGAAACCUCCACAGAGUCCACCACACCCAGAGAGGAUGAAAAAGACCCAAAUCGUGAGGCUUCCAGUGGCACCCCCUCAGACAGUAUUCAAAGGAGGAAGAGGUUCUCUUUCAUGCCAAACCUUGCCAAACCACGGGCUGCUGCAACCCCGGCCCUCACCCUCUCCUCCCCCCGGACCUCCAAGUCCCCUGUGAGAGCGGGCACUGAGACCCCAGCCCCUGAGGCUCCAGGGGCCCCCAGCGAGACAGAUGCUGGACCCUCACAGGGCAUGAGAUACCCAAGGCGGAGACCCUCUGGAGGUAGUAGGCAGGCCAAAGUACAACCCAAACCCAGCCCCCUGUCCCCAUCUUCCCCAGCCCCUGAGACAACAACCCCCCCACUGGGGAAGCAGGCAGUGGAUUACUCAUUCCCGUCACAACAGACCCUGCAGGCAGCAGAUAAGGAGGAAACAUCCUCACAGCUCACCAAACAAGACAAAGGCAGCAUCCAAUUAGAUCUCUCGAAAAAAACACCAGCCACUAAAGCUCCAUCCACUCCAUUAGAGAAUGUCCCAUCAUCCUCCCUUCCACACAAAGAGGGUAUCUCAGUAUCUGAGAGAGCUAAGACUCUGGUAGCCAGGUCUGUGUCUGUUGGGCUCACCGGGUUGGCACUAGGGAAGUCCAGGCUUACCAGAUUCCUGAAUGACCCAACGGACCUGCAGAGGCUGGCCAAGGCCCGGAAGCUCAGAGAACUGCUGAGACAGGAGAUGAACAAGGAAAAGAAACUGAGGAAAGCCAAGGUGUGUUUGAGUGAAUAUACGCUGGAUCCCUCUAAAAUGACCAUGAGAGAUCUCCUAUACUACCUGCCUGAUACCAACCCCAUGACGUCCUAUCUGGAAGAGGAACAGAGGGAGAACCAGACUGUUCUGCUGCUCACCCCCCCAAGAGAAGAGUCCCCUGCGAGGCCCCCAACGCCAGAGGCCCCGGCUGAGACAGCAAGCCAGUGGGAUGAGGAUGAUGAUGAUGCUAACGAUGGGGUGAUUGUGCCGCGAGUGAGGGUGGCAGAGGACGGGUCUCUGAUCAUCGAUGAGGAGAGUUUGACGGUAGAGGUCCUGAGGCAGAAGGGGCCAAAUCCAGCUGAUGAUGGAGACCCAAUCUUUGAGCGUGGCUCCACAACCACCUACUCUAGCUUUAGGAAAGGGACACACGUCAAACCCUGGUCCAACAAAGAGACAGACAUGUUCUUCCUGGCUAUCAAUAUGGUGGGAACAGACUUCUCUAUGAUUGGACAGCUGUUUCCUCACCGCGGUCGCAUUGAGAUCAAGAACAAAUUCAAGAAAGAGGAGAGAGCAAACAGCUGGAGGAUAGACAAGGCCUUCAAGGAGAAGCGUAGGCUGGAUCUGGAGUUCUUCACUGGCCUCUUGGAGAAGAUCUUGGGCAUCGAGGCGAAGAGUAACAAAAACAACAAGUCCCCCACGGAGAAGAAAGUGAUCAAGAAAAAUAAGAGAAAACCAAUAGAAAAGAAAGCAGCGAAUCAGUUGAGUGACGUGGAGGAGGAGAGGCCAGAUGCGGAGAUGGACAGCGACGAGGUGGAGGGAGAGAAGGAAAACGUCUCUAACGUAGGGACCACACCUGCCGCUGACGCCACCACCCCCAAGAGAAAACGCAAAAGGAAGGAUGGAGGAGAGUCCUCCCCUAAAAAAGCAAUGUAUAGAAAGAAAAAGAAGAGCAGCAACCUGAUAACAAGUGAUCAAGAAGAGGCUGGAGUACUGCAAGGUGAAGUACCUGAGGACCAGUCACCUGCUGAAAGUUCAAAGCAAGCAGAAGGCCCAGUGGAAGGCGAUAAGGGUCAUGUGGAGAUCAAACCAGCCCAGCUGUCCCGUGGUCGACCCCAGAGACCCCUCCCUAACCUGGGGAGGAAGUGGGGCCAGAGAGGCCUGCAUCCCAAGACCAAGCCUAAAGAUAAGGAUAAAGAUGGGCCCACACCUGUGGAGGAGGAGAACAUUGAAGAAGGAGUUUCUAAGGAACAGGUUGAUAAAGCUGCUUCGUUGAAAGUCAGUCAAAAGAAGAAGAAGAAAGCUGGUGAUGUCUCUGAGGAAGAGGAGGAAGAAGCCAACGAUAAACCCAUCAAACCCACCAGGUAUGGUAGAAAACCCCAAAAGACACAGCUCCUGAAUUACCCUGCAAAGGAGGAGGGGGACUCGCCCUCUGACUCUGCCCCCACUCCUGCCUCAAACGGAUCCCCCUCCACUUCCUCCUCAUACACCAAGCCGAAAGCCAAACCACCAACCAGAAGGGCCAAAAUCAAACCUGGCCCCGCCCUGCCAGGUAGGAAGGGCCAAUCAGCGGCCCGGAAACCCAAGCUGAUAACCCUGAGGGCAUCCCAGUCUGAAGAUGAUGAUGAUGAUGAGGAGGGAGGAAGAGAACAGAAAGAGGAGGCACAGGCCCAGGGGGACCACCACAAUCCCACAAGUGCCCGGGAGGAGAACCAGGCGCCAGCGUUUGUUCCUAUGAGCCUUCGCUCGCCACAACCCGUCGUCACAGAGGUUGAGGAGACCAUGGAGGAGGAUGUAAUUGACUUCCUGUCUCCAGAUAACAUGGAAGUGUCUGAGGAGAGCUACAACGAGGCAGCUAGAACCUUACUGGCCAUCGGCAACCUCACCCACCUGUCUCAGGCUGCUGUGGCCUGCACUGCAGGAGCAGAUGAUUUCAUCACUGAAGAAUGUUCCAAUGAGGAACAACAGUACCAGAUGUCAUCACAGCCCGCUGACCAAUCACAAACUAGCACCACUCCUUCUGAAUCACUGACCCCUGACCUUUGGGUCACUGAGGAAUCACUGACUGCUGAGGAUUCUGUCCCUGUUGCCACGUCAACAGCCUCUAUCCCAGUCUCCAAGAUAUCAGCCUAUGUUGCAGUCGCUAUGACAACAACCACAUCUGUCCCAGUCACCACGACAACAAAAAUAGCCUCUGUCCCAGUCACUACGACAACAGCCUCUGUCCCUGUCACCACAACGACAGCCUCUGUCCCAGUCACCAGGACAACCACCUGUAUUACAGUCACUACAACAACCGCCUCUGUCCCAAUCACCACAACAACAUCCUCUGUCCCAAUCACCAUGACAACAGCCUCUGUCCGUGUCACCACGAGCACAGCUUCUGCCCAAGUGCCUCAGAGCAGUGACGCGCCAACUCAGGGAACCACACCCGCAGAGGAGGAGCCUCUCAGACAUGGGGAGGGAACUGUUAUUGGACACGCCUCUCAUGUGGAAUUAUGUUCAGAAGUGUCCAAGCAGCAGACGACCUCACAGACCAGGAGGAGCCGCUUCCCUAAGGUCAAACCCAACCUGGGCCUGGCUGCCAGGACCACACAACCCAAACCAACACAUCCUACAGAAAAUAUUACCACACAGCCAAAACCACCACAGUAUACCAUCACACAAUCAGAACCACCACCACAGCCUAUGAUGAAUAUCACUGCAUCCUCAAAACCACAGCCAACCAAGAAUAUCACCACAGAACCACCACUGCCUACUGAAAGUAUUACCACAGAGUCAGAACCACAGCCCAAACAGAGAAGUACCACACACUCCAAGCCACAGCGCACUGCAAAUAUCAUCACACACAGAGAACCACAGCCCAUUCAGAGGUCCAGAGUAGCCCAUUCAAAGCCACAGUGUACACAAAAUAUUACUACGCACACAGAACCAGACCAGCCCACACUAAAUACCACCACACAGUCAGAACCACACCAGCCUACACUAGAUACCACCACACAGUCAGAACCACCCCAGCCCACACUGGAUACCAUCACAAACACUCUCUCAGAACCACAGCCCAUCCCAAAUCUUGAGCAGCCAGGCCCAGGUACAUGCAGAACCAGAGCAACAGUCCCAGAGUCACCUCUGAGGUCAUCAGAAGAGGAGAAAGGUUGCGAUGGCCCAAAGGAAUAUACGUCCUCCUCCCUCAGUGCUGUAGGGUCUCAGUCAGGAACAUCAGACUCAGACCAGCCCAAACAGACUGGUCCUCCAACCCGCAGAGCCCGUUUACCUAAACCCAAACCCAACCUGGGUCGCACCGCUAGAGCUGCCACACGCACUUCAUCCCAGGUACCAGAAAGCAGAAACUGCCCUGUAGCCCAGACACCAGAUGUGGCUACCAGGCCCAGCUCUGAAGUCCAGAUACCACAUGUUGAGGCAACCAGGCCCAGCUCUGAAGUCCAGAUACCACAUGUUGAGGCUACCAGGCCCAGCUCUGAAGUCCAGAUACCACAUGUUGAGGCUACCAGGCCCAGCUCUGAAGUCCAGAUACCACAUGUUGAGGCUACCAGGCCCAGCUCUGAAGUCCAGAUACCACAUGUUGAGGCUACCAGGCCCAGCUCUGAGGUCCAGAGACAUUGCACUGAAGUUCAAACACCAGAGGCUGAUGAAGUUCCCAUGGAAAUACAACAGAUUCUCCAAGUCAUCCCCCUUACUGACAUCAUUGAUGUUACCCAGGAGGAAAUACAGCUGAUUCACCAAGUCACCCCCCUUACUGACAUCAUUGAUGCUACCCAGGAGGAUACAUCUCUCCUCACGGAGGAAAUCUUCUUCUCUCAACGAAGUGAUGCUCUCAUCACACAGCAUUCAGAAAGUUCUGGAUCAACUGUUCUGUUGGACCCGGCCCAGCCAGACCCUGAUGAGCCCAUCUUCAUCCUCUCCCUGACUGAAAUCCCUUUCAUCCCCACGGAGGAGGAGUAUGGCUGUACGUCCCAGACCCUCUCCGAGCCCCUCUCUUUUCUACUGGUCGCAGACGCGUGCUCUCAACUGCAGCAGAGCAGUGAUAUUGUUGAUCCUGGAGGUGGUAAGGAGGAAGGGUAUGCUGGUAUGCUCUGUAAAGCCCCUGAGCCCAUGUCAGUGGAUGAGGUCGUCCCUCAACCCAUGUACACCAGUAUCAAGGAAGUGGAGUAUGGCUCCACAGCAGGCCCAGUAGAUGUGUGUGCCUCAGCCAAUCCCUCAGAAGACUCCAUGGCUGAUGCAGAGACUAGGGAGGACAUAGAUCCUCCUUUUAAGAGGAAAGUGCCAGAGAGAGCCAGGAGAGACAAACUGCAGAUGAGACCUAACACAGCAGUAAGGAAACAGCCCAGUCGUUCGGUCCUAGCCAAGGAGGCUGUGUCAGCCUCCACCUCAGACCAUACCACCAUCCCAGAGAUGGACCACCCCACAGCCUCCACCUCAGACCAUACCACCACCACCAUCCCAGAGACGGACCAUAAGACAGCCUCCACCUCAGACCAUACCACCAUCCCAGAGACGGACCACCCCACAGCCUCCACCCCAGACCAUACCACCACCACCAUCCCAGAGACGGACCACCCCACAGCCUCCACCUCAGACCAUACCACCAUCCCAGAGACGGACCACCCCACAGCCUCCACCCCAGACCAUACCACCACCACCCCAGAGACGGACCACCCCACAGCCUCCACCCCAGACCAUACCACCACCACCAUCCCAGAGACGGACCACCCCACAGCCUCCACCUCAGACCAUACCACCAUCCCAGAGACGGACCACCCCACAGCCUCCACCCCAGACCAUACCACCACCACCCCAGAGACGGACCACCCCACAGCCUCCACCCCAGACCAUACCACCACCACCAUCCCAGAGACGGACCACCCCACAGCCUCCACCUCAGACCAUACCACCAUCCCAGAGACGGACCACCCCACAGCCUCCACCCCAGACCAUACCACCACCACCCCAGAGACGGACCACCCCACAGCCUCCACCCCAGACCAUACCACCACCACCAUCCCAGAGACGGACCACCCCACAGCCUCCACCUCAGACCAUACCACCAUCCCAGAGACGGACCACCCCACAGCCUCCACCCCAGACCAUACCACCACCACCCCAGAGACGGACCACCCCACAGCCUCCACUCCAGACCAUACCACCACCCCAGAGUCCGACCACCCCACAGCCUCCACCCAAGACCAUACCACCACCACCCCAGAGACAAACCACCCCACAGCCCCCAGCCCCCCAGCCCAGCCAGGUCCAGCCGUCAAAGAAACAGCAUCAGGAGAGGUGGCGGCUGAGGAGGCACAGCAGGAGAUUGUGGGCCGUUUAGACCUCCCAGAGACAGAGGAGGACACGCCCACUGGAGGACACGAGAUGGAGGACAGUAGGUCAGGGGCGGAGUCUCAGGUUGCCCGUCAAAUGACACCGCUGGCUACGAGUGGCCCCUUGAGCAGGCCUGGUAGAAGACCCAGAGGAUUUCUUUCUUUCAUGUCCAAUAAGACCAGCACCCCUGCAGCUGCCCCCUCUGCCCCUCCUCGAGGGCCCAGAGCAGCCCCUCAGAGGCCCCAGGUCAACACCACCCGGCCAGGGGGGAAACGGGCGGCGCCAGCCCCCUCCACCAGAAACACCACCAUUAGUUCCACCAGAACGGUCACUAGGCCAGACAGUUCCCCCAGGGUGACCUGGGAACAGCCCUCUGAUGUCCAGGCCUUCCACUCAGACCCAGAUACCAGUACUUCCCAAUGUACUACAGCUACCAAGCCUUCUCAGGUGCCAGCCACCCAGCACAGUAUGUCUACCUGUGUAGACAGCUGUUCAGCAGGCGAGGAACCCCUCAACGUGUCCCAGUACUUCUUCAGUGACAUCUUCACUGAGGUUGAGGAAAGUGAGGGAUGAGAGGAGGAGUAAGUGAAAGGAGAACAGGAAGGCACUCUCGGUUUGAAUCAAACUGGAAAACAAAAUGUUAAGAAAUCCAUGAAAGAUUGCGCUUGAGAAAAAUCAGGGUUCUUUGCACGUAUGUUUGUGUAUGUAGCAGUAAAAUUACGUCUCUGCUUGUGGUUAUGCUGUUUCAUGCUUGCAGUGAAUAAAUUUGGCCACAAGAUGGCAACAGGGAAAACAAACAAGUGAAAAUGUAUCUUCAAAUCAGAAAUCUUUUGUCCAAACUGGCACCUAGAAGCUUUGCCAAUGUCCCAUAUUGGAUGAUUACAUUUUGGGCUCUUUCACCCCAAUCAUAUCUUCUAGCCUUUUGGGUAAUCUAUAUAUUCUAAAAUAUAUUUAUUUGGUUAUAUUUUUUCAAACCUCACAAAGCUAGACAUUCAUGGUCAUGUUUCUCAAUCUGCGUACAAGCAGAAUACUUGAAAUCAGUGUUAACUCACUCUUCUACAUCGGAGAGUUUAGCAGUUUACUCAGGGACUUUCACAUUCAGAUUUGUGUUUUUAUUUGAAGCAUUGUUUACAUUUAAAUUGGAAACCAUUGUCUUAAAAUGAGCAUUGUAUAUAUGUUUAUUUUAAUGUAGAUCAGAUAUACUGGAAGGGGUGUAUUCCCUGAGCAUUUACAGUUUUUCUUUCUUGGUGCAUGAACAAGACCCAGCUUGAGGGACACCACAGCGAUGUCAACACUUGUUUCUUUAUUUUAUGCUACCUGAAGAUACAGGAAAUAUUUUUUCAAAUGGCUCUGCACAGAAACCUCUCAUUUAAUACAUGUACAAGUGACAAACUCACAGAAACCGUGCACAGGUCAUGAGUCCAAUUUCAAGGAUUUAUUAUGUUCUGCAGCCACUGUUCAAACUAACGUAGCUGUUAUGUAGCUCAUGUGAAUACAAUUUUAUACGUUAGUGUUAUGUCUUGCUACAUUAUAGAAAACUGAGUAUAGAAAGGUAAAAGAAAUGUAUAAGAAUGGUCAGAGGGUACUUGAAACUGGACUAGUGUAGAACAGUCCUUCUGCACACUAAACACUGCUUCUUGCAGACCACCUAUGCAACCUAUGCAGAACCUUAUGUUCACAUAAGAAAUAUGUUACGGAGUUCUUCAAAAAAUAUUGUGCUGUUAUUUUGGAGAAGAUAGCAUGGAUAUCAUCUUAGUUAGGCUCAACAGAAAUUAAGAGGACACAUGAUCUUAAAAGUGCAACGAAAACUUCAGAAUUUGAGUGUAGUCUUUUUUUGUUGCUGUGUGUGUGUCGGGGGAUGGGGGAGGAAUGUGCAGAUGUUUAAUUUCCAAGCAGCAUAGAGAGGCAGUGAGAUCGAAGAGACGAGGCUGCAUGUUACUAGGUGACCUCACUACAUAAAUAUUCCACCCUCACAGUCAGCCCUUGUGCAGUGCCACUCUUCUUUCGGUCCAUGUUGAAUAGGGAUGUAACGGAAUUCACUUUUAUAGACCCUGUGCUUUUGAAUUAAUGAGGGGUUUUCCAACAGUUUCUGUUCUGCCUUAAAGAUGUGAAAUAAACACUGCAUGGGAGGCAUUACUUGCCAGUCAAUGUUUUAAGCCAGUAUGAACUCAUCACUAGUAAUGUCUGUCUCUGAUUAUGAACAUGCAAUGGUAGAUUGUCAUAAACGUUUUUGUGAAUAACUCCGAACCACUAAUUGUGGCGAUAAACUGAAUACUGUAAUCUGUAAUUAAGUGUAAUCAGGAACCAAUUAAGUCAAAAUAUAGGGAAUAGUUGAAGUGCAUUAUCCUCCAGGGAAGAAGUGGUAGAGCUUCCGUUGAUAGUGGACGUUCAAGGGAAUCCACAUCCAGGGUCCAGUCUGGGUGAAUUACACAGGUGUAUUUGAUUUGUACUCGUGGGUCCUGCAUACCAUAGGGCGGCGCACAGUUGGCCCAGCGUCGUUAAGGUUUGGCCGAGAUAGGCCACCAUUGUAAAUAAGAAUUUGUUCUUAACUGACUUGCCUAGUUAAAUAAAAUAAAAAAAAUACAUGUGCACGGUCACGAUUUUGGUAUGUAUACUUCCGUUAUUCACUACAAGAAACAAACAAUGGAAUCUACUGGUGCUUCCCAAUAACAGUGCAUUUUCCCCGAAUUGUGCCCUCAUUCACUAUUUACCACAAAUCUAAAAUCAUUGGAUUGGUGGAGGCAUGACAUGGACUUGUGGGAGUUCCCACUAUAUAUUAGUAAUUGCCUUUCAAAUCAGUGAAGGGAAGUGAAUACCGUUUGGGAAGAAGGAUUGGGACAUAGCCUACAUUUACAUAUAUAUGGUUUUAGUACAGCCUCCUACUAGUAGGGUUUCGGUGGUAGGCCUAUCUACACCGCCACCACCAUUUUUUACCGUGUCGUACACUGAAUUAAAUCGAGUGCACCUAAUUUCCGAAUUCGAUUAUGCUGAGCCGUGGGGUAUUGGUCUAUGGCCCGUGACGUGACCGAGCAAAAGCGGUGAGGGAGGAGCGACAUUAUCAAAUGGAACAGUAUUCUGCGCCGCUCUGUGAUGUUGUCAACAUGGUACAUCGUCCAGAAACAUACAAUAGCUAUUUUCCAUUGAAUUUAUGUUUGGAUUUUUUAAAUAGUUUUCAUUGGGAAGGCACUUUUGCAUGUGAAAACACCGAAUCCUGCUCAUUACUACACGUGCUUAAUUACGUCACGUUUGUUUAUGAGCCGAUUUCUCCAUCAGACAGAGUGUGGCACCAAGUUCGCGCCCUGCAAGCAACCUGGUUUCGAACUCAAUAGAGUCAACUUUCAGCCGGUGCAAAACACGCUUACAAUGGCGCCCGGGCAAGAUUCAUCGAAUCCCCUCAAUGUUUAGAGGUUGGCUCCACCGGCCUUCGCUCUGAUUGGAGAAGCUGUCUCUCCCAGACAGAGGGGGACCUUGAGUUACCGCAGACUGCCGAGUAAGCACCGAGCAGUCUGACUGUACACUACUGCAGAUGUAAUGGGGGGCCUGGCCCCGAGCCAACAGCUAGCUAGUUAGUUAAAGACGGUGGCAGUUGGGUCAACGCAGCCGUGUAUGGGGUUCUGUCCCCGCAAGGGUGCUUGCCGUUUUUACUAACUACACGUAUGCAACAUUGUGCCAGUAAAAUUGAAACUUCAUCAGCGCCAGCUAGCCGCCCCACCGCUAGCUGGCUAGCGAACUAAUGGAAAUGACUUUAGUAUAACGGGGCUUCAAUCUUCCCACACUUGCCCUGAUGCCAGACUGACUAUGCAGUAGAAAUGCGGCUCUUGCAGAUAAUCAAGACUAUAGGGGAACAGUAUUGCUAUUGGCAAUAUAAUCUGCAUUUUAAACAAUCCAUGGCAAGUAUUAUGAUCCAUGCUUUAGCUGGUACAGUAUCAUCACUACUGCUCAGCAUUGAGCAGGCCUCUGACCAGUUAUAUAAGUCCCUGGCUCCGACGCAGCAGCACUGUCUAUGCUAGCUCAAGGCUGCCUGUGGGUUCAGUGAGUUCGAGACAGCCUCAAUGCAGUGGACUGCCGCUGGGGGAAAAAUGUGACCUCGUUUGACUGGUGUUGCCUGGAAGCGCUCCAACUGCAGUCUGGGAAGUGGAAAGGACAGUCUAUGUUUUAAACAGGUACUAGUUUAACCCUCAGACUGAAAUUAACAGGCUAUGAUGGCUCCCCUGAGAAAAGACUGCAGGUCACUCCCGGUUGGACCAAAGGGGAGCAUUAACAAAACAAGUCACCAGUCCUUCCCUUCGCUCCUUCCUGGGAGAAACAAAACACUGUCAUCAUAAAGAACAAAUGGGAGAAAAAAAAUCUAUUUUAAUUUCUGAUUUUUGUAAUCAUAUCUAACAUUUUUGGGGGGGGGAAGGGAAAGGGGAGUGUGGGGGGGUAUAGAUGACAUCAUGAUGACUCUGAAGUUUCAUACCUUCUCUGUCUAUUUUUGUGAUUUAUUAACACAUUAGAUAGAUGUACAGUAGCUUGUUAGGGACUCUAAGCCUUGAUGAUAUGUUUGUUUUCAGGAAGGAGAGGAAAAGCCUAAUGACACAAAGCAAUGUAAUAGCACAGUCUCCAACAGCAGAGACCUAACCUGAUCCCAGGUCUGUUUGUGCUGUCUUCCAUGGCUUUGGUGACUGCACAAACGGAUCUGGGACCAGGCUAGCAGAGACCCACGUCUACGUUUACGAAUUCUACAGGUGGCCCCUUGUGGGCUGAGUACAGUAACUGACAGGCAGCAGCAUGUCAUCCACUCUGCCACAGAACAAAACACAGUUCAAACAGCAGCAUUAUCCUCCUAUUUAUGUUUUAACACUCACUCAGUUCUACCUGCACUGUUCACACGCUCAACUGCAGUAUGUGAUCGCUCCUUAACACAGUAUUAAGCUAGGCCUAGACCUGUAUCAUUAUCUCUACAAAACACUCUUCAAUGUCUUGGAAGGGAGUGGUUGCACCUCGAAGCGUAACCAUUCAAACGUUGGGUUCACGAUUUUACGUUUUAACAGUCCUAAUUGCUCUGCUCUUUAAGGUGAUUCACACCCUUCAGCUCUCAAAUUCUUCUCUCAUUCUCAAAACUCUUAAUAUUUACACACUCUACAGUAUUUACUGAGGCUAAGAGUCCCCCUUUUUCCAUGUUAGCUAGUAAAUGCUUGGUAGUGUGUUUUUGUAUUUUAAACGUUUAUGGUUUUAAGUAGAUUUGCUUUUUUAAAGUUUUAGAAUGUUUGUUGCUAGUAUAAAACCAUGUGUAGACAGUUAUGUAUGCUGUGAUGUAGCCUAUAGAAGUAGCUAUAGUAGAAAUGCAUUGUUCCCUUGUGGUAAGUGAGUGAGAUGCUGCCACGGAACUGAGACACUGAUGAUUGGUGCUAUUUUGGACUUUAAUCUGCUCCUUGGAAAGGUAGCUGAGAUGGGUUUUCUUGUUUUACUUUCACAUUCUGAGUAAAGAAGGUGUUGGUUCUUUGUUGUCAUGGUUGUUGUAACUUGGUCUGGAUUGGCUUAGUUUUUCUCUGUUUUCUGUGCGGCUUUCUCAUUGGAUUUAAGAUUUGAGGAAAUAUAAACUUUUAUCAUGGUCAAUGUUUUACUAAAGGAAAAGAGGAUUCAUGUGAGAAGAUUUGAGGAUAUACCAUGUUGAUGGGAGCAAUCACAAAACUGCAAUUGUUAAAAACACUAGUUACCCUUUAAUACUGACACGUGCAUUCAAAGGUAUACAAUGUAUCUAGUAGUACCCAGCACUGGUCACUUUUAGAAAAUGUUAAGCUUUUUUUAGUUGGUGUGUUUUGAUUGACAGACAAUCUCGAAACCAGGAGUGCAGUUCUGCCCCUAGCAUGUUUGUGUGUAACGGAGAUCUCUUAAGAGAUUUUGCACACUUACGAGUGAGUUAUGAAUUUGUCACAUGGAAACAUAUAGAAGUCGCCACAGCAUAACGCAAUGUUAAUGUCUGAUAUCUGCUUCAAGUUGAUUAGAAUAAGUAAACAGUAAAACGUAAAAUGAAGGUUAUUUUUUGAAAAGUCAUGCUUUUCAAAAAUGGCACUUGAGAGAACUUGAUAGAGUUAAAUGCUAAAAGGAAUGAACACACUCCAUGUGUUUUAAGGCCCAGCCUGUUUGGGUUUGGGUUCAGGGUUUCAACUUUUCCUCAUCUUCUUCACCAGCUGGAUAUGACUUAAUCCUAUAGAGAGUCAUGUGACUUAAUGUUAGUUAACGUGAGACUGGAAUCACAUGAUGCAUAUAAUCUUGUUUCAAAAAAAUUUAAAUACAUUUUUCCAAAUGUAGCAUAAAGUUAGAAUAGAACAAUCUUUUUAAUUUAUGUAUUUUUUUAAUGAUUUUGUAAAUUAAUGUUGAUGAGAAGCUUACUUUGUUAUAAAACAGACGAACUAAAACCAAAAAGCUUUUUAUUGUUUGUAGCUAUAGAUUUAAAAUAUCAAAGUAAUGUCAGUAUUUGCAGUUUUGUCUUUGCUUCCCUGUUAAUUUAUUUUGUUAAAGAUUCUAAUAUUAAUAUGAUAAUAACCAACUUGAAAGCCCAUGUUAUUAUUCUUUUGUCUUCCAUUCUCCCUCGAUUCUGGGGACCUUUUUGUACCAGCAUGUUCUAGUGUUAUUGAUCGCUUGUUCUCUUCCUCAUUGAGUUGAUUUGUUACACAUUUUUCCUCUUGCAGUUCUUUCCUUUCAGACUAGUUAAUAUGAAAGCUGUUUUGUACAUAGCAAAGUGAAUAGCAUAUACAGGAUGUGCUGUAGUGUGUUGAGUCAGGUAUUCAGUAAUUACCACUGUAUAUGGUUGGAAAAAAAACACGAUAUGCCAGCUUUGCAAAAUUAUUACAACGAUGCACUUAACUUACAGUAUCCCAUGUACUUUUUUUUGGCAAUUUUAAAAGUUGUGCAAUAAAUAUGCAAGCUUGUAAA